UAUUUUAGGGGAAAAAUGAAUGUGCGUCAUGUAAACAAAAGCACAUGGCUGAACACAUGCCGUUCAAAAAACAGAGGGCCGUGUGGAGAGGAUUUUGCUUGUGAGGAUGGAACAUGCUUGCCUAUCAACAAGUUCUGUGAUGAAUACAACGAUUGUCCUGAUGGGUCUGAUGAACAUAAGUCUUGUGAGAACAUCUGCCAUGCAAAAAGGUGUGAGCAAAAAUGUUUGGCUACCCCUCGUAAGGCUUUUUGCUCCUGUUUAAAGGGCUACCAUCUUGCACCAGAUGGCCGCACCUGUCUGGAUGACAAAGAAUGCAAGGAUGAGAAUCGAUGUUCACAAAUGUGCGAAGAACAACGUGGGAGCUACACCUGCACAUGUCUCCCAGGAUACCAGCGUACUACCAUUAGUUCGUGUAAGCGUAAAGAUGGGGAGGAUUGGCUGGUGGUGAGGUGGGAAAAGGGUAUUUUUAACAUUACCCAAAAGUACCAUCAUGACACCUUGUCGGUUGUGCCAGAGCUUGCUGAUGCAGUGUCAUUUACUGUGGAUCCAGUCACGGGCAACAUCCUUUACUCAGACAAAGAGAGAAAUAUUGUUGCUAUGAUUUCAAAGUCUCCUGAAGGCAAGAUGGAAGAGACCAUUCUCUGGAAGAAAAAUGACCCUGGCCCGAUGUGUCUUGACCCAUGGCGAAGAAAUUUGUAUGUGGUGGAAACAUUCAAGAUAAACAAUGAAAUGCAAGAUAAAAGAAACAUUGAGGGCAGUUGGAAUGAAAAAAAUAGUGAAGAUAUAGGCCUAUGGUCGACUAUGAUGGCAUGUAAUCUGGAUAAUAAGAAUUGUGGGAUCAUCUAUGGAAGCAAUAACUCUGUGGUACAUUCUGUGUCGGUGGCGUUGAGGGAAGGACGGCUUCUCUUUUGUACCAAAUUCUGGGAUUUGGAACGAGGACUCCUUAUGACAUCAUUUCUGGAUGGUACAGAAAUGCGUGUGAUUAGAAGGAAGAUGAACUGGUGCGGUAGUGUGGCAGUGGAUGAAGCAAAGCGACGUGUGUAUUGGACUGAUUUGGUGCUGAACACUGUGGAAUCUGUAACUUGGGAGGGUGAGAACCACCAUCAUGUUAACGGACACCAAAAUGAAAUGUGGCGUCCUGUCAGCUUGGCUUUGGUUGGACGUGAUGUUGUGUUGGUCAAUGCAGAGAACAAAACCCUAGUCAUCUGCCCAAAAGUAACCUUUAUUGGUGGUUGUUACAAAAUUCACCUUCCUAUUGUUCCUCGUGAACUGUUUGCUGUCCCAAUGUCUCUUGUUCCAGAGAAUGACCAAUGCCUGAAUGUGAACUGCUCUCAGAUUUGUGCUUCAGGUGGGAGCUGCAAUAUCUGUCAGGUGAACCACCAAAAAUCUAGUUCGGAUCCUACAAAAUGUACAAAGUUGAACUCGUGUGACAAUAAUAACUGUGAAGGAGGAAGUGAAUGUGAAGCUCACACAAGUGACAAAUAUGUAUGCAGAUGUCCUGAAGGAAAGUAUGGUUUAAGGUGUGAGUUCACUUCAUCCAGCACCCAAAGCUCUGCAUCAGUAAAUGCUGCUGUGGUGUGGGUAAUAAUGGUACUAUUGAUACUGUUAAUUUUGGCACUGGUGUACUUCUACUUGUGGAAGCGACAUCGAUUCACCAUCUGGAAGAGAAGAAGCCAUGG
Molecule: messenger RNA, 1679 nt
Organism: Portunus trituberculatus (swimming crab)
Lineage: Eukaryota; Metazoa; Arthropoda; Malacostraca; Decapoda; Portunidae
Product: vitellogenin receptor-like
Molecular function (GO): calcium ion binding; protein binding
Source: RefSeq, a predicted model, not a curated record